AUGGAGAUUAUUUUGAUGGCAAUAUUGAUAUCAGGAGUAGAGUAUGCAAGCGCAGACAUUCAUUACGUUGGAGGAGCAAAGAACACUUGGGCUCCCAAUGUCAACUUCUCUCAUUGGUCCUCUCUCGAGCACUUUCACUUGGACGACUGGCUCUAUUUUGGAUACAACAAGUACCAAUUCAACGUAUUGGAGGUGAACAAAACAAGCUACGAGAGCUGCAAUGACAGAUAUUUCAUCACAAACGUAACAAAGGGAGCAGGGAGAGAUGUGUUCCAGCUCAAAGAGGCCAAAACCUACUACUUCCUAAGCAGUGGGGGAUAUUGCUUCCAGGGAAUGAAAGUGGCCGUCGAUGUCCUCGAUAUUCCGCCCGCAGCCCCUCCUCCUGAGCCGGUCAGAAACAGCUCUCCGGAGUCGGUUUCCGUCGGCCACAUCACUCCCUUAGUGCUGCUGCUUGUUGCCAACGCAUGGCUGUGGAAUUUUGUCAUUUGA
Messenger RNA from Morus notabilis, 489 nucleotides. Its product is annotated as lamin-like protein. The transcript has 2 exons. The coding region runs from base 1 to 489 and encodes 162 amino acids. Gene Ontology annotation, cellular component: plasma membrane. NCBI's taxonomy places the organism in Eukaryota, Viridiplantae, Streptophyta, Magnoliopsida, Rosales, Moraceae. The record is from RefSeq and is a predicted model, not a curated record. Gene Ontology annotation, molecular function: electron transfer activity.